ACGGUUCGAAAUCAAACUGUUUGUCAACGGGUACAAAAUAAACCGCACUUUUUCGUUCUCGGCCGGUUUGCCCUUUCUACAGCCGUUCGUUCAGCUGCCCCGUAUUUCGCAUUGUUUGUUUCGUUCGUUCGGUUCAUUGUUGGGCACGCUGAACAUACAACCAGCAAGAAAUGGUUGCUGGUUUUCCGAUGUUCGUUCGUGCUACAUUUGCUAUGCCGCAGAGUCCCUGCGGUGAGAAGUGAAGCCUACGCCUACAGAAGGAGGGACUUUUCCGUGCGACAUCUCCGGAGUGGUUGUACAUAGAGGGGGGAAAAGGGAAGUGGUACAAACUUUAAUCCCUGCGCGUUUUUGUACGAUGACGGAAGUGGAGGAGUCCACCAAGGUACGAUUGGAUCAAGACAUUGCCAGCAGGCUGCAGAAUGAACAUCCGGAACAGUUCGUUACGUUGGUUCGGAUGCACCUGUCGUUCGAACUGGAUCUUCACACCGAUACGGAAAACGAUCCAGCCGAACUAGAUAAGCAGAAGCUGAAGAAGUGGAAAGGAUUUCACAAGAAAGCGAAAGGCUGCACGUCAGCCAAAGCGACUUCGCCGGAAACGGCCAAGGCGGCGCUUACGAAGGCCAACAUUGAAGAUCUGAAGCAGCUGAUCGCAUUCCUGGAGCAGGAAGAAAACAUCUCCCAGGAAGGGAUAUUCCGCAAAACGGGUUCACUGGCGCGUCAGAAUGAGCUGAAAAGUUUGCUGCUGCAAGGCAAUGUGUUGCCGCUCGAUGAGGCCGGCUAUACGGCACACGAUUGUGCCAGUGUGCUGAAAAGCUUCCUGGCCGACCUGCCCGAACCACUGCUGACCGAGCUGUACUACCCGGCCUACUGCCAGGUGGCCGAUCUGUACCACUCGAAGGAAGCGGCUCAACCGGCACGGAACGAGGAUCGGCUGCUGAAUGCGCUUCAGCUGCUGUUGCUCCUGCUGCCGGAAGAAAACAACAUUCUGCUGCGCCACAUUAUCGAGCUGCUGCAUCGUACGAUUCAGCACGAGGCGACCAACAAGAUGUCGGCCGUAAAUUUGGCCACCCUGUUCACGCCGCACCUGAUCUGCCCGCGCAAGCAAUCGCCCGAAGCGCUGCACACGACGGCCCAGCACAUGUCGGGCAUAGUGGGUUUCAUGAUCAAAACCGGUCCCCGGUUGUUUCACAUCCCACCGAAGCUGGCCACCGACAUACGGGCGUACUUUGUGGAUCAACGGCGCCGCAAAACCAUGUCCCCGGAGCACAUCCUGAACGAAUCGACCACCUCGGACUCGGUGGCCAACACCGUGUACACGUUUGUCGAUCGGGAAAAGACGGCCGAAGCGUUGGAGAUGAACUCGACCGACACGGCACUGGCGCAGCUGUAUGCGCACAUCCAGAGCUUACCCGAGUCGUCCAAGAAGAAGAAGCUGGUGAGCAAGUUUAACCGCCAGAAUGGGUAUGGCACGCCACUGCAGGUGUUGCUCAGGGAAAAGAAUGGUUCCGGCACGGGUAGUGCCGGGCUGGCCAGCGGUGGAGGGCUGAAGUAUCCACGCUCGAUUAGCGAUUCGAUCAAGCGCCAUAUCUUUCACAAAUCGCUCAUGUCGAGAACACCGAAACGAGGCACGAUCAGUGGCAGUCAAACGCCAACUACUUUCCAGACUCCAAACGGAACAGGUUAUGGCAGUGGCCCAAGACAGCGCGUUCUGUUUCAGAGCCCAGUGUCGGCGUCCGAUUCGCCGUCGAGCGUUGGCUCGCCGCUCUGCAUAAAGCGUUGCUCCUCCGUCUCGUCCUCGUCGUCCUCCCUGUCCUCGAUGUCGUCGUCAUCGGGCACGGGAAACGCAAAGGCGGCCGGUUCGCUGACACGCACGAUCAGUUCGGAAAGUGCCAGCAGCACCUCGAGCUCUACCUCCUCAACCCAUCAUGACGUGUCAAAGCCGGAAGCACUGAAACGGCGAUCAUCCGGAGAGAUAGGAGCGGAAGAAGGACAGCGUAGUACCAGCGGAGGGGCAGAUUUUAAUUCCUCCUCGGAGCGCAAACGAAGCAGGGUUGAGGAACGUCCGGAUCGGGAGCAAACGGGACGGUCCAAACCGGGACUGGUGGUGCGCUUCGGUGCCGAGACGGUGGCCGGUUGUGAUGUGCUGGAGGACAACGAACCUCCUCCUCCCGAGGACGAUGAGGACUUUGUAGAGCAGGAGGAUGACGAUAUCGGUGACAGUGGCAGCGAGCCCGUGGACGAGUUUUCGAACGAUGAACUGCUGGCGAACGACGAGGCAGUGGCGGAGGAGGAGGAGGAGGAGGACGAAGGCGACGAGGAGGAUGUGUUUGAGGACUGUGAACGGAUACUGAGCGAUACCGAGGAGGAGCGGUACGGUUCAGCCGGGCUCGGAAACGCACGCUCUCGCUAUCGCUCCGAACCGAACCUUAGCGCUAUCGGAUACCAGCACCAGCGGCGUGUAAUAAACCUGGACAAUAAGCAUCUCACCGCGAACCGCGAUAGCGAGAUGCCUGGCCGGUUGCUGCGCGGCGGUCUAGGGGCCACGCAAAUGGACGGCAAAAGUCAACCGACCACACCGGGCGGCGGAGGUGGAGGAGGUGGUGGUGGUGGUACCGCAGCGGGAAGUUCCACCAAGCAACGCAUGAACAUAAACUUCUUCAAGAACAAGCUCAUCAAGGGCGUUUCGAUGGGCAAUUUGCGCUUUCCGUUCGGCAACGAUGCUAGCAAGGCAAGCAAAAAGAACAACAGCCGACCGGUGGAACCGUUGGUUCGGUCGAGAGACGCUAAAAAACUGAGCACCACCGCACGUGAGAGUAGUUUGGCGGACAGUGUCUUUCUUCCUACGCUCCGAUCUUCCAUCGUGCCCAGCACCACGUUCGCGACCACCAGCGUGGCGAACGUGGCGAACGAUGACAAUUCAAACGAAUUGCCUGGCUCGGUGCACGGGACGAAUUGGGCGGCAGCGAACUAUCUGACCAGCACGCCCGGCCCGGCCGCCCUCAUUAGCGGGCGCAACUCAAUGUCUCCAAUAACGAAAAGCACCCAACGGAUGCCCAAAGCGAUGCAGGAAUCGAUCAUGACCCCACGGUCCCGCAAGCCGGUCAUGCUACUGUCGGUGUUGAAUGCAAACGACCAGCAACAGCUCUCCACCACCUGUGCCAGUUUUUCCAGCCUGAAAGAGGAGGACGAAGAAGUGGAUCUCGAACCGGCGGUACCAGUCGGCAGCUUGCUGCAUGGAGCUAGCGACGGCACACCAUCAUCAUCCCACACGCGUUACGAUCGUGGCCUGAAGCAGCUCAUCAACGACACGGGUCUACCACCGAUCGGUAAUGACGUGGGGCUUCCACCGAUAUCGAACCAUUUUCCUUCUAAAGGUAACAUAGCCUCCGGUUGCAUGGUUGUUCAUGGUGAUGGUGAUGGUGGUGGUGUUGUUGUUGGUGGUGCCGCGGAACGAACCCAUGAGUCGCGCGCUCUGGCGAGUCCCUUUCGACAUUACCUGCUCAGUCGCGGUGUGAUGCCGGCCGAAAGUCCGGCCGACCUAUCGUUCGCCAGCCUGCCGGAUGAUUUCGUCGAAUCGUCGUCGGGAGAAAUUUUGGACCGGCUUAGUGAGUCGAAAAUGAGCGAAAGCUUGCUGUACUGCUUGAAUGGUAAUGAACCAAAGGACAAGGAACCGGCAACAAAUGCUUCACCGGCGACAGCGGUAACAGCAGUGCCAAAUCAACGAUUUCCUGAACUGAACAGUUCCGAGCUGGAUGAAACGGCACUGUAAGAGAGGAAAUUAGAUUUCCUCUAUGCUCUACGGAACCACAAACAUGACCACUUGUAGACCCGCAGCGAGUAACAGUAAAUCAAAAUUUAAACACUUUUCUCUCAUAAUUACGUUGAGGUGAGAGUAAGUGAGACAAUGGAAGGGCAACGUGAUGCUCUUCUUGAUUUACCCAUUACAAUUAAUGAAAUAGUAGCAAGGCGUAAUGUGUUAGGUGCCUUUAGUUAUCUCUAGCAUAUCAUGAAUUCUACGUAUGAUACUCAGACCUCCCCAGCGACAUCCCAUACUUCUUCAGUAUAGACGGAUUGAUACAGCACAAAUUGAAAAGAAUUGUAUCAACUACUUUUGAGUAUUUUCGUUUUGUAGUGAUAAGGAAUGUACGUUUAAAUCAUACUAUAAUCACGAAAUAAAAAAAAAACUAAUUUAAAAAAA
Molecule: messenger RNA, 4198 nt
Organism: Anopheles gambiae (African malaria mosquito)
Lineage: Eukaryota; Metazoa; Arthropoda; Insecta; Diptera; Culicidae
Gene: RhoGAP54D
Product: nuclear pore complex protein DDB_G0274915
Exons: 6
Coding region: 356-3769 (1137 amino acids)
Biological process (GO): regulation of small GTPase mediated signal transduction; signal transduction
Cellular component (GO): cytoplasm
Molecular function (GO): GTPase activator activity
Source: RefSeq, a predicted model, not a curated record